Messenger RNA from Photinus pyralis (common eastern firefly), 857 nucleotides. RefSeq lists its product as uncharacterized. Lineage: Eukaryota; Metazoa; Arthropoda; Insecta; Coleoptera; Lampyridae. Bases 83 to 634 code for a protein of 183 amino acids. The record is from RefSeq and is a predicted model, not a curated record. The transcript has 3 exons.
GUCACAAACUAUCUCAAACUGUUGACGACCCUGUGCUGCUAAUAAAAGCAGAGUCUUCUUGCCAUUCCACGCAUUAGUUAACAUGGCGACCAGGGUUAUCAUUUUUCUUUGCACAUACGCGGUAGCAGUACUAACACAAAGUGUCUAUUUUCAACCUUCUGGAUAUUAUUGGAGAGAAUUUUCAAACGGACAGAUCCCAUCCGAUGCAGUUGCCGGAGGUAGAGAUAGAGCUGGUAACCCAACUUAUAUCGGACAAGUUUACGGACUAGAUCUUGAGCUAUUACCCGCCACUAUAAUACGCGGUUCGCCAAAUGCCACCAGUACCAGGCACGUUUCUGCCAUACAAACUGAUAAAAAUAUUAAGAUACUAUGCAGUAAUGAACAACAUAAGUUUAGAUGGAUUCCAACAACAGUAGGAGAGACAUACAAAUUGGCUAACUGUCACUUAGUCAAUGGCGGUUCCGAAGUUAAUUAUUUUCUGCACAUUGGACGUGUAUAUUAUCAAUCUGAAGUGAUUAUUGGAAAGGUUAAUACUGAUAGACCACAGGCUCAAGGUUUAGCCAUACCAUAUAAUGGGCUUCCGGUAAUUUUUGUGUCUUAUCAAAUUUUAGCGUUUGACUGUCAGGGUUUGUGAAUUGAAAUAUACUUACAUAAGUAGUGCUUUUGGCUCAAAAAGUUGCUUUGUCGCAUAAAACUAUGUCAAUAUUUGAUUAUAUUAGUUAAACUAGAGUUUAAUUAGAUAGCAGUUACGAUUAGUAUUCUAAAAUAUAAUUACGUCAAUGUCCAUUUGGCUAUUACUCCAGUAGAAUAAUAUUAAGUAAUUCGUUAAAUGCAAUCAUUUAGUCCUCAGACGAAAA